This is a messenger RNA of Scophthalmus maximus (turbot), 2844 nucleotides long. It is a transcript of the gene gnmt, whose product is annotated as glycine N-methyltransferase. Gene Ontology annotation, cellular component: cytosol. Bases 194 to 1081 code for a protein of 295 amino acids. The transcript is spliced from 6 exons. Gene Ontology annotation, molecular function: glycine binding; glycine N-methyltransferase activity; identical protein binding. Gene Ontology annotation, biological process: protein homotetramerization; one-carbon metabolic process; S-adenosylmethionine metabolic process. Lineage: Eukaryota; Metazoa; Chordata; Actinopteri; Pleuronectiformes; Scophthalmidae. The record is from RefSeq and is a predicted model, not a curated record.
AUAACAACCCGGGUCGUGAGCAUGCGUGCGUGGAAAGGAUCCGUCAGACUGCUCAUCUGUAUUUCACACACACACACACACACACACACACACACACACACUCAGACACACUCAGACACAUUUGAAGCAGUUAGCCGAACAGCUGUGUCCGUCCGCCGUGUGAGCUCGGAGGAAAAACCAGCGCGGCAGCAUCAUGUCGGUCGACAGCGUGUUCAGGACCCGCUCCCUCGGCGUGGCCGCCGUGGGUCUCCCCGACCAGUACGCCGACGGCAAGGCGGCCAAGGUGUGGCAGCUGUACAUCGGGGACACGCAGAGCCGGACGCAGGAGUACAAGAGCUGGCUGGUGGCCCUGCUGAGGGAGCAGGGCGUGCGGCAGGUGCUGGACGUGGCCUGCGGAACCGGAGUGGACUCCAUCAUGCUGGUGGAGGAGGGCUUUAAUAUGGUGAGCGUGGAUGCCAGCGACAAAAUGCUCAAGUAUGCGCUGAAGUCGAGAUGGGAUAGAAGAAAAGAAGCAGCUUUUGAUCAGUGGGUUAUUGAAGAGGCCAACUGGCUGACGUUAUCAGAAGACAUUCAGAAACCGGGGAAAGGCUUCGAUGCCGUUAUCUGCCUCGGCAACUCGUUUGCCCAUUUACCAGACUUUAAAGGAGACCAGAGUGACCAAAAGCUGGCGCUGCAGAACAUUGCCAGUAUGGUCAGACCAGGCGGGACCCUCAUCAUUGACCACCGUAACUACGACUACAUCCUGGAGACGGGGCGGGCGCCACAAGGCAAAAACAUCUACUACAAGAGUGAUCUCACUCAGGACAUCUCCACCUCGGUGCUGUGGGUCAACAGUAAGCCUCACAUGAUCACUCUGGACUACACCAUCCAAGUGCCUCAGGCCAUCGACCAGAAUCUUCCCGAAGUCAGUAAAUUCCGUCUAUCCUACUACCCUCACCGCCUGGAGACCUUCAAGGGGCUGCUGACCGAGGCCUUCCACGGCAAGAUGGAGCACAGCGUCUACGGCGAUUUCAAGGCGUACGUCCCCGGCCAGACGCAGGCUCCCUGCUACUUCGUCCACGUCUGCAAGAAGACGGCCUGAGAGCCAUCCUAAGUCAACACACACACACACACACACACACACACACACACACACACACACACACACACACACACACACACACACACACACUCUGCUGGAAAGAUGAUUAGCUUUCUGCCUGAGUUCAAUCCCCCAGAUUUGGGCAAAAUUAUAUUUAAAUAUGUUUUUAAAAAAAGAUUUUAUCUUCUAAUUCUUAAAAAUCAAGCAACUGUUUUGUUUUCUCGGUGAUGAGAACGUAGAGACUGUGAAUGCAUUAUUAUUAUUAUUGCAUGAAUAAUAAGAUUGGCCUAUUGACAAAAUUGUAUUGUCAAGUCUUCAUUUUUUUUUAAUCAUUUUUAAAAUGAUCGCGCUAAAGUGUCAAAGCAGCAGAGGCUCUAUGCUCCGCCAGGAACAGCUGGUGGUUGAUAUUGAUCUCAGCCUGUUGCACACGCCGACGCAACUCGUGAACAGUCUGAAAUAGAUCAGACCUAGUGUGGAAACUAGAUUCAAAAUGUAUCGGACCAAUGUUUUGUCCCUCCUGUAUUUACCAGUGUGCUUCUUUUCAGAACUUUGAUAUCUACGAUGAACAAAAUUGUCUCAACGGUGCUGCACAUGUCCUGAUAUUCCUUUAAUGACGGAGUACUUGCUUUUUUUCGGAAGUGAUGUACAAAGAGCUGAGUUGUACCGUAUUUGUAUUUUGUUAGUUUAACAUGAGGGGGUCUUAAAAAAACAUUUAUUUUGAAUAUAUUUUCAAGAUGGAAAGGUAAAAAAAAGAGCUGAUUUCACGAUUUCUUUGACGAGCGGGGCACGACGCCAGUUUGAAUAUAUCCAAUGACUGGCCUCACCGUUUCUCUGAUUGAUCAUGUCCGAGUUAGUUUAACCUGUUUGGGCAGAACGGCGACCCCAGAGCUAAUAUGACCUCUGACCUCCCCGAUGCUGGGGAUGAAGAGACCGAUUUCAUGGACGUCUGCUCUUAAGAAGAAAGGGCAAAAAAGUAUUUUCAAGACUUAAUAAGACAGAAAUGGCCUUCGCGCUUUUUUUUCACUCUCAUCUCAGUCAAACUCACAUUUUCACAUGUUCUGGUAGAUUCAUCUAAUAAACCUGCAGCAGUCCAGCAGUGAGUCUCUUCUGUUUUAAAAAAUAAAUAAAUAAGAACUGAAGCCCUGUUGAGGAUUCAUCCAAAACUGCCACCAACAGACUCGUUUCAGAUAUACUCUGCUGUGCACUUUGGUUAAACGUGCAAAUGUUCGCAUCGCAGCAAUAACCUGAAAUACCCAGCACCCUAUGAAAUGUGUUAACAACCAAAGAUGACGAGAAUUGCUUAACUUCUUUUUUUUGCUCAAUCUCAUAAUUUUGGUGUUUCGAAAUGUAGAAAAAAAGAGGUAUUGUGCAGCGUCUUGAAUAAUUCAGUUUACCCGAUGAACGAGAGGGUGAAAUAAUUUAUUUAGGUAUACUAUCCAUGUUCAAAUAACUUUUGCUUUGACACCAAAUUGUUAUUAUAUUUAAUUAUUGGAAUGAGAAACGAGAUCUAGUGUAUCCUCACUGCCUCUGCUGUGUGCGUGUGCGUGUGCGAUAGUUUGAGGUAGGUUCAGAUUGUGGCGAGAGAGGCUGAAUGUUUGAGUUUGAGCUCUUGUACGUUUACAUAGACAUGAAACCAUGUCAGAAGUCUUAACUAUGUUGACUCUUAUAUACAACAAAAAAAUUGUAAAGAUUUCAUCAAGUUUUUUUGCUCAUAUGAUUAUUGGGAUCAUUUUUUGCAUGACAUUAAAAAUGGAAAUAAGUCG